AUGGACGACUCCGCGACCUACGGCUCGCCUGGCAAUGGCGCAUCGCCCAACAGCAAUCCGAUCCUCGCACAACCUCCCCUACAGCCUGAAUCUGGUUCUGGCGAUGGCGAAGAUGUCCAGAUGUCCGAGGGUCUCAUGAGUGAGGCCAACAUCAAGCAGGAUAGCACAACCCCUGCUCCAGUUCGCGGUGACGAAGAGAUGAACGACGCGCCCGAGGACGCCAAGAAUGGCGCCGCCCCAAGCGACGCGGCCGCCGCAACUGAUGGUCAAGAUUCAAAGUCAAAGGAGACGAUCGAGUCCGCUGCUCGCGAGCACCUCAUCGCUCAAACCCACGCUAUCGUCCUACCAAGCUACAGCACCUGGUUUGACAUGAACGCGAUUCACGACAUCGAACGGAAGGCCAUGGCCGAGUUCUUCAACAACCGCAAUCGAAGCAAAACCCCAGCUGUCUACAAGGACUACCGCGAUUUCAUGAUUAACACCUACCGCCUCAAUCCAAUUGAGUACCUCACGGUGACGGCUUGUCGCAGAAACUUGGCUGGCGACGUCUGCGCCAUCAUGCGUGUCCAUGCCUUUCUAGAGCAAUGGGGUUUGAUCAACUACCAGGUUGAUGCCGAUCAACGCCCGUCCCAUGUUGGCCCGCCUUUCACCGGACACUUCAAGAUCAUUUGCGAUACUCCUCGGGGUCUACAGGCAUGGCAGCCUUCGGCUGACCCCGUCGUUCUAGAGGGAAAGAAGAGCCAGGACACUGAUAACAAAGCCACUGCUACCCCCUCUACUAAGGUCGAUCAAAACCUCGGGAUCGGACGCAACAUCUACGAAGCCAAUGUCAAGGGAACCCCCAUCAGUAAGACCGAGGGCAAGGCCAAUGGUGAGACACCGGCCACCAACGGCGUCCCUGGGGCGGAUGAUGCGACCAAGACACCCAUCACCAAAGUCAACUGCCACCAGUGCGGCAACGACUGCACUCGAAUAUACUAUCACAGCAACCACACGGACGCCAACCCCAAGGCUAAGUACGACCUUUGCCCCAACUGCUUCACCGAGGGUCGUCUACCUGCGAACCAUACGAGCAACAUGUACGUCAAGAUGGAGAACCCCACCUACACGUCUAUCCUGGAUCGAGAUGCCCCAUGGACGGAUGCAGAGAUUCUACGCCUCCUGGAAGGGUUGGAGCGAUUCGAUGACGACUGGGGUGAGAUUGCAGAGCACGUUGGAACCCGCACGCGAGAAGAGUGCGUCCUCCAGUUCCUGCAACUGGACAUUGAGGAGAAAUACCUCGACUCGGAGGCACCCAUCAAUGCGCCGACGGGGCUGUCAAUGCUCGGCCCUCAGCAAGGACAACUUCCGUUCAGCCAGGUUGACAACCCCGUCAUGUCUGUGGUUGGAUUCCUCGCCAGCCUUGCAGACCCAGCCAGCACGGCGGCGGCUGCCAACAAGUCAGCCGAUGAGCUUAAGCGGAAGCUCCGCAAGCAACUAGACGGCGAUAAGUCAAGUGAGGAUACAAAGGCCAAUGGCAACAGCAAGGAAAAGGGUGAUUCGAUGGACCUGGACAUCCGACAGGAAGUAACGACGACAACCACCACCACCACUAAGACUACUGCCCUGGCUUCAAUCCCUCUGGCUUCGAUAGGGGCCCGGGCCGCAGGCUUCGCAUCACACGAGGAGCGGGAGAUGACGCGGUUAGUGUCGGCAGCGUCUAACGUGACCCUUCAGAAGCUGGAAAUGAAGCUCAAAUACUUUGACGAGAUGGAGGCGGUCCUGCGGGCGGAGCGUCGAGAACUGGAACGGGCACGGCAACAGCUCUUCCUAGACCGACUGGCGUUCAGACGGCGGGUGCGGGAUGUUCAGGAGGGCCUCAAGGCGGCGGCGAAUGCCGGGGGUGACCUGGGCGCCCGCAUGGCUCACGAGGUCAUGAACGAUGGAGAGCGACUGAGCUUUCAACCGGCAGUCGGGGCGCAAGCCGUGCCUCCGCCAAGCAGCGAUGGUCAGGUGAAGAGUUACGAGGCGUAG
This is a messenger RNA of Ilyonectria robusta, 2013 nucleotides long. Its product is annotated as SWI/SNF complex protein. The record is from RefSeq and is a predicted model, not a curated record. The transcript is spliced from 4 exons. Gene Ontology annotation, cellular component: SWI/SNF complex. Bases 1 to 2013 code for a protein of 670 amino acids. NCBI's taxonomy places the organism in Eukaryota, Fungi, Ascomycota, Sordariomycetes, Hypocreales, Nectriaceae. Gene Ontology annotation, biological process: positive regulation of DNA-templated transcription. Gene Ontology annotation, molecular function: DNA binding; histone binding.